Lolium perenne is the source of this 1559-nucleotide messenger RNA. RefSeq names its product phosphoserine phosphatase, chloroplastic. The record is from RefSeq and is a predicted model, not a curated record. Gene Ontology annotation, molecular function: L-phosphoserine phosphatase activity; magnesium ion binding. Lineage: Eukaryota; Viridiplantae; Streptophyta; Magnoliopsida; Poales; Poaceae. Gene Ontology annotation, cellular component: cytoplasm; chloroplast. Gene Ontology annotation, biological process: dephosphorylation; L-serine biosynthetic process.
GCGUCGUUUCGUCCCAAUCCCAUCGCUCAACGCUGCGACAACAUCUCAAAAGAAAAAAAAAACGCUGCGACCAAGCGAGGCAGUUCCGCGCCGCCGCCGGCUCCCCCGCCGCGCACCCCUCCCGCAGCCUUCCCCGCUGCAUACCCCUCCCGUUCCCGCGCUCCCCCAUCUCCAGCAGCAGCCGCGUCCGGUGCCCGCCUCCCACUAGCAAACGUGCCGACGGCGAUCUGGCCACUCCGCCCCUGCCGGUUGACCAUCGGCGUCGUCCUUCCCAAGCAGCAGAAACGAGCGGAGCCCGCCUCUCCAUCCACAGACCCACGGCGACAACGAGCUGGCCGCUCCGCCCCCGCCGGUUGACCGUCGACCUCGAGCUUUUCCUUCCAACGAGCUCGUCCUCCACGCCAGACGUGUGUGGUAUGGCCGGCCCGACCAGUGCACGCAUCAGCUCGAGGCAUCCUCUGUCUGUUCCGCAGUCAUAUUCAGUUCGAUCAUCACAGGGUUCACAGUUAGCGCUAAGAGCUGCAAAUCCAUUGUUCCCUUGUGUCAAACUCUCCAAAGCUCGUGCUGUUGUGGCAGCAGCAAUGGAGGUCUCCAAGGCUUCUCUUGGUUUAGCCAACCGCCAGCCAUCCAAAGAUGUUCUUGAGACAUGGCGCAAUGCUGAUGCGGUGUGCUUCGAUGUGGAUAGCACUGUGUGCUUGGAUGAGGGAAUUGAUGAACUUGCUGAUUUCUGCGGGGCUGGGCAGGCAGUUGCUGAGUGGACGGCAAAGGCAAUGACAGGGACUGUUCCAUUUGAAGAGGCUCUAUCUGCCAGGAUCUCCUUAAUCAAGCCAUCUUUGUCCCAAGUUGAGGACUGUUUGGAGAAGAGGCCACCCAGGAUUUCUCCUGGAAUUGCUGAUUUGAUUAAGAAGUUAAAAGCUAAUAAUAUUGAAGUAUUCCUUGUGUCAGGAGGUUUCCGACAAAUGAUCAAGCCUGUGGCAUUUGAGCUUGGUAUUCCUACGGAAAACAUCAGAGCAAACCAACUGCUAUUUGGAACAUCUGGAGAGAGUGCUGGUUUUGAUCCCACAGAGCCCACUUCUCGAAGUGGGGGUAAAGCAGUAGCAGUGCAACAAAUAAGACAGGAUCGUGGUUACAAGACAGUCAUCAUGAUUGGAGAUGGUGCAACUGAUCUCGAGGCUCGGCAACCCGGUGGAGCAGUCUUGUUCAUCUGUUAUGCCGGUGUGCAGAUGAGAGAAGCAGUUGCAGCAAAAGCUGACUGGACUGUCUUUGAUUUUCAAGAGCUAAUUGCCGAGUUGCCAUAGUUUUAAUUCCCAAUAGUAAUCAUUCACUAUUCGUAGUGACAGAUAAUUGCAUGUGCUUUGCAAAUCUUGUGUUUAGCUAUAUUGCUUAGAUAUUUCACAUUGCCAUCGUUUCUUUCAUGAGAUGGUGCUGGAGCUGUACCUCAAAUUCAAUGGUCGUGUUUUUUCCUCCUUUUUCAAACCUGGUGGUAUUGUAUUUGACAUUGAAACCUCAUGGUUAUGUGUUGACAUGGAAAUCUUAUGGUUAUGGGUUGAUAUUGCUAA